This is a messenger RNA of Naegleria gruberi, 1191 nucleotides long. RefSeq lists its product as uncharacterized. The record is from RefSeq and is a predicted model, not a curated record. Gene Ontology annotation, cellular component: cilium; intraciliary transport particle B; centrosome. Bases 1 to 1191 code for a protein of 396 amino acids. NCBI's taxonomy places the organism in Eukaryota, Heterolobosea, Eutetramitea, Acrasida, Naegleriidae. The transcript is spliced from 2 exons. Gene Ontology annotation, biological process: cilium assembly.
AUGCAACUCAUGUUGACCAAUUAUAGAUACGAUCCAAACGUUGAUAUUGUGGAAGGAACAGAUACUGUUGAGGAAAGAUUAACUUUUUUAAAAUCUAUUUGUGAAGUUGUAUAUUAUAAAGCUAGAGUGAAAUUAAAUAUAAAGAGGCUGUAUCAAGCAGACGGGUAUGCCGUUAAGGAACUGCUCAAACUUGCCAAGCUUUUAAAUGAUGCUACAAUUCUUGCUAAAUCUGUGGAGGAAAGUGACGAUUAUGAAACAGCAUCUCUCCAACAAUUAAAUAGCUCCAAGUUUCAAUUAAACGUGAAACAAAUCAGAAGCAUUGCUACCGAGUUAACUGAACUGGGAGCUGAAUUGCACGAACUUUUAGGAAAGGAACUUGAGUUGAAACAAGAAAGAUUGGAAGCAAUUUCAUUCCCUCACAAUAUUGAAACAAUUAAGGAACAUAUUGAAAAGAAGAAUAUUGAAGCCAUUGACAUGAUUUCUGAAUUACAAAAAAGUAUCAAUGAUCUUAAAAAGGAUGAAGACAGUCUCAAAGAUAAAAAGAAGAGAAAGGAAACCGAGUUGGAGAGAGCAAAGAAGAGAUUGUCUCGAGUUUCAAACUUCAGACCUGCAUUUAUGGAUGAAUAUGAACAAAAGGAAACAGAUCUCCAAGAAUUGUACAGAAAAUACGUUGAAAAAUAUAGAAAUAUUGAAUAUUUGGAGCACGAAUUGGAGAAACAUAGAAAGGCUGAAGCCGAAAUAAUUGAGGAAAAUAAGCGACGACUCAAAUUACUGAGAAAGAAAUUGAGAGCUGAUGAAAUCAAAUAUCUCAGCGGUGAAAAUCAAGCCACUUAUGGUGAUGGAGAGGAUGAUGACGACGACGAUGAUGAUGACGAAGACGAUGAGGAAGGUGAUGGAGAGGAUGACGAUGAUGAAUCAUCAGAAGAAGAACAAGACGAAAGAGAAGUAAAGAGUAGUGCAAGGCCAAGAGCUGCCAGUGGAAGAAGACCAGAAGGUAGAACAACCACAACAGCUACUGCCAGUAAACCAAAUUUAAACGUAGCUCCUUCGAAUCAAAAACCACAGAUAGCCUCAAGAGAAACACCUGAUGGAUAUGAUUCAGAUGAAUAUGGAGAAUCAGAAGAGGAGAGUUCAAAUGAAGAUAACGAAGAAGAAAUGGUUAUGGACUCUGAAAAUGAUGACUCAUUCUAA